Messenger RNA from Homarus americanus (American lobster), 2326 nucleotides. RefSeq names its product actin-binding Rho-activating protein-like. The transcript has 5 exons. NCBI's taxonomy places the organism in Eukaryota, Metazoa, Arthropoda, Malacostraca, Decapoda, Nephropidae. Gene Ontology annotation, molecular function: actin binding. The record is from RefSeq and is a predicted model, not a curated record. Gene Ontology annotation, biological process: positive regulation of Rho protein signal transduction. Bases 953 to 1675 code for a protein of 240 amino acids.
UGUCGAGACCUCUAUCACCCGGGCACCACGAUACUCCCAGGGUGAAGGGUGGUGGAGAGGGGGUAAUGGGGUAGGUGUUUUCUAAGUGUCAGUGACAGGACACAGUCAGUGACCAGCUUCGCCUCCCAUCCGACGCCCUCAGUCUUCCACCGCCACCACGUACGUAACGUUGACUCAUACUUCUAGUGUUGUGAGCUGCACGAAAACUCCACUGGAAUAAAGUAGGUACCCAGUGUUCCUUCACGUCUCCAUCCACACACCUCCCAAGUUGUCUCCUUUGCUGAUUAAGGACACCUGUUUUGAACCCACUUUGCCUCCCAUCUUGUACAUCUGGGUAGUGAACUGGAGAUAAGAACCAGAAUAAUAUAACAGCAGUGGAUCGCUCUGUAUCGUUAAACUCAAACACUGGACAGGAAAGUGUCUGGAUAAGAACUAUAACCCGAGACUGACUCACUCCACCAUGGACAACUUCGUGACUCUCCUCUCUGUGAAUUGAGUGAAGAAAUAAUCAGCGCCACCACUAAACAAAACCUGCAGGUCCUCAGCGACAACCGGCAUCCUCGCUCAUCCUGAGGCACCACGUCGGUAACAAGAUAUUGGACGUCUCACCGACUACAAACAACCACCAUCUUCUCAUCGUCUACUGCCAGAAAGUGCACGAAACCUUGAGAACCAAAGCUUCCAGUUACCCCUAGGAACUAGUCUCUUAAGGACCCUAAAACAUACAUAAUUUCCAGACGCUCAGGAUGGUGGUCUCUCAACAGUAGUUAAGAAAAUGGAAAAACAGGUCUCUUAAUUGAUCGCCUGACACACACACACACACACACACACACACACACACAUCCCCCAAAAAGUAAAUUUACACCAUCCACUAUCCUUUACCAACAUCACUCUCUACUAACACCAAGUCCUCACCUCUGCCACCAGUAACACAGUAAAUCGUUCCACCAAGAUGCCUCUGGACCUACGCCUCUUCCACGCAGGGGUGAGCGACAUGAAGAACAAAUUCGACAAGAAGAUCGAGGAACACAAGCAAGCUCAGCUGGAGAACCCCUUCAGCGAGUGGGAGGGCGCCGGCCGUACCAGGAGACUCUCUAAGGAAGACAUAGGAUAUGGCAAGCCGUUGCCGGGUAGUAAGUCAGAGCUGAGGAGCCAGGCAGCACAAGCUCACAUUAUGAUGGACAUCCGCUACCUGUGUGACAUGAUCUGGGACUGUUCCGAGUGGCGCAGUCCAGAUGGCAGGGCAGCCAUCACCUUCGGCAAACUUUUUAAGUUGUAUAUCGCCAUCUCGGACAAGGUGGUUGGCACCCUCCUGAGGGCCAGAAAACACCGCUUCGUCCAGUUUGAAGGAGAGAUGCUCUACCAGCGACGUGACGAUGACAAAGUGAUCGAGUUGGCUCGCUCCAUCAACACCAUACGCGCCAGGUUUGGCCAGAAGCCCCACGUGACUGGUGGUGGGGAGGUACAGCCUUGGGGCACAGCAGAAGAUGACGACGAGCCCCCGGGCACCAUUCUUAGGAGGAACUCUACACCCGGGGGAAUAAGGAGAAAUUCCUUGGAAGACAACCACCAGGAGACAUUCCAUGCCUCACACCUCCAGGUCCCUCACCAACUCACCCGAGAGACUGCUCCACAGGGGCACGUCACCGGAACAGGAGGUGCAACAGGAGUCUGAAAACUGUGUACCAGACACAGAUCAUCUCGUGAUCAUCAGCUGUGUGGACACGUCAGCAGAUGUGGAGGAGUUACAUGAUGACAUUAAGAAGAACUGCAACCUUUUAGAUCCCGAAGAAGAACACAAGAGAGCUAGACGGUCCAGGUCGGCGACCGUAGUAAUGGACACCAUCCUGGAGGUGACGGCCACUCCUGUCGAUGGCAAGGAGAGCGAGAGCAACAAUGACACCAAAUUAACACCAGAGACGACAAGUAAAACUGACGACGAAAGACAAACAGGAGGACAGGAGGUUGACAGAGAGAGAGGAGGGGCGAGGACACUGGUGUACUUCACACCGAGGCGCCACUGCACCUGUAAGUCUCUUCUUGCAACAAGGAGCCACUAAGUAAUUAAUUUACCUUAGUUUAGUAACUAGAGACUUAGCUGUCGUAGUAAAGAGUUGCAUUUUUCAAAUGAUUUUGUAGUCAUUAGUUAUCUAUGUUAUAUUUUGUUCUAGCAAGUCACUCCGGAUAUUUGUUAACUGCAAGUUGGUGUUUUUGUUGUAAUCAAACUACUGGUGGUGCUGCUGUGGAUCUUGAUGAUAUAUUCCUGUUUACUAAGUAAACGAUCUCUAAGGUUGAUUUAGCAAAUAAAUAAUCACUAAUAUUGUUA